CAGACGGUGUCUCGCUUCUCUAUAUUACCACUCACCAAGACUGAACAUCUUUAAGGUGAGAGGAAGACAGGCAGCCAGAAAAGGAACUGGGAUAUAUUUGUCCUACAGAUUACUGACAGCCAAAAGACCUCAUCUGCUUUGCUUUUGAAGAAAGGGUGCCAUUUGGGGUAGUUUACCAUGGAAACCAAGAUGGUGACGCAGCAAGAGCAAGAGGAGCAGGCGUCCCGGAUGUCUCACAGCAUGCAGCUUACCUCCCAGAUAAAGAAGAGGACCUUCACUUCCAGUGAUGAGGACGUCUCCUGCUCUGAUUUGCAUCCCAUCAUUCCUGCAGACCUGAUGUCUGUCAAAGAGAUCCUGAACAUGAAGAAUUCAUCCUGCCACAGAACUUGGGACAUUCUGCAAGAAACGAUGGCUGCUGAUGAGGAGUAUCACAGAGAGAAGUGGACUUGGUUUGGAAAUGAGGCUGAGAGGGUUGAGAUGGACGUUAUCAGGAACCAGCAUGUGUUGCGCAGUCAUGUUGACAAAAUGGCACUUCGCAGACAGGCAGAAAAGAAAAAGUCUACCCACAUGAAGUACUUGGAGAAGCUGAGUCAGAAAGCUCCAGACUUUGCAGUCCCUCUGAGAGCUCACACAGUCUGGGAAGGGAUGACAGUGAUACUCUCCUGCAGUGUCCAGGGUUGUCCGCCCCCAAAGGUUGAGUGGUACAAAGAUGGUGAACCACUGAUAAUUUCUUCCCGACCAUGGACUUACAGCCUCCAAGAAAACUUUGGGCUCAGUGUCCUGGAGAUCAGAAGAUGCUCUCCUGAAGAUGCUGGCGAGUAUAAAGUGGUUGCCAGGAGUGCCCUGGGUGAAGCUACGACAUUUGGAACCUUAGUGGUAAACUCGUGUCAAGGAGCCGUGGCUGGUUCAGAACACUGGCAAACCUCCGGCUUGCAGCAGCAACAAGACGCCCAGUUUGACAUUUCCUUUCCCCCAACCUGGGUGAGGGAGGGCAGCAGCCUCUCCCUGCAGUGCACCUUCACAUCAGCUCUGCUACCUUUCCAGCAGGAUGUCAGCUGGUUCAGAGAUGGUGUACAGCUACAGCAGUCCAGCAAUGUGGACAUUAAAAUGUUUGACAACAAGGCCGCCAUCACUAUCAUGACUGCAAACAAGGAGAAUGAAGGUGUUUAUUGUGCAAGACUGAGGACCAAGGAUGGAUUCAAGGAGCACAUGACUUUUGUCUACCUUAAAGAUGGGCCGGCUGCAGUGCUGGAAGGUCCUGCAUCUCCUCUGGCAGUGGAGGUAUCUGAUGUCAACAAGGACUACGUCUUUUUGACCUGGCAGCCGCCCAGUGCUGAUGGAGCAUCACCUGUGGAGGGUUAUUAUGUAGAGAGGUGUGACCUCAGUCAGGGAGAGUGGGUGUGCUGCAAUGUGAACAUUCAGAAAAUGUGCUACUUCCCUGUGUACGGUCUGAAGGAAGGAGCUAUGUAUCAGUUCAGAGUUCGUUCCGUGAACAAAGCCGGGGCAGGACAUCCCUCCAAAGCCACGGAGCCAGUCCUCACCGCAGACCCUCUUGAACACACCAGGACAAUGGUGGUCAAUGUGGAUAGAGGAAGGACCAUUACUAUUACAAAGGAUGAACUGGAAGGUCAGGUCAAAGCUCCUUUCCCUCCCACAGACAUCCGCGCCUGCGAGCUGAGCGACACCUACGUGGUGCUGAGCUGGACCGAGCCUGAACCCCGAGGCAGGGAGCCGCUGACCUUCUACGUGGAGCGGUCAUUGGCAGGGAAAAACAGCUGGGAACUAGCCAGUCUGGACAUGGUGGUGAACUCGCCCCGGUUCCCAAUGUUUGAUCUGGUGAGAGAGAAGCAGUACUGCUUCAGAGUGCGCUCCAUCAACAAGUACGGUGUCAGUGACCCCUCCGACCCGAGCACACCCAUUUCACUUCGAAAGUCACAAGCUGUGCCACCUCCACCUCACUCAGUCAUGGCCAUUAGAGACACAGACACUUCAGUUCUGCUGCAGUGGCAAGAACCUAAAGACAAAGACGACAUCCUGGGAUAUUAUCUGUACUAUAGUGAAGCUGGCAAACAGGAAUGGAAAACUGUCAACAACAAACCCGUAACAAAAACCAGGUUUAUAGUUCAUGGCCUGAAGACUUGGAAGGAAUAUGUGUUUAGGGUGAAAUCUGUGAGCCGAGCAGGAAACAGCAGAUAUUCAGAUGAGUCUCAUCCCAUCAUGGUCAAAUCAGCGAUCAAUGUUCCCUCCUCUCCCUCUGCUAUCACCCUGCUGCUGUGCACCGGAUCAGAAAUGGUUCUGGGAUGGAGGGCUCCUUUCUAUAACGGGGGAAACUCUGUGCGCAGCUACUACCUGGACCAGAAGGAGAAGGGCGCAGAGACGUGGAGAGAGGUCAAUGUAAAACCUGCCAAAAAGAAGCAGCUCAAGGUUUCAGACUUGAAAACUGGACAUUUCUACCAGUUCCGUGUCUUUGCUGCCAAUGCGGCUGGUGUUGGGGAACCAUCUGAUGCUAGUGAAGCAUUCCUGUGUGAGACGUGGUCAAUGCCAGAACCAGGUUGUCCGUAUGACCUGGAGUUCAGGGAGGUGAGAGACGAUUCCCUAGUGCUCUUAUGGGCGACUCCACUCUAUGAAGGUCAAAGUCAGAUCACUGGCUACAUGCUGCAAAUCAGCCAGAGUAACCAGUUAGACAACUGGACGAUUCUGACUGCAAAACCAAUUUCUGAAACUCAUUACAAGGUGACAGGUCUGCAGACAGGUCACACCUACCGCUUCCGUGUGUCGGCUGUUAAUAAUGCAGGUGUUGGUCGUGCUUCCCUGCCCUCUGAGCCGGUCACAGUUCAGACUCAACCAGGCACCAAAGAGAUUAAGAUCGGCGUGGAUGAUGAUGGGUUUAUAUUUUUGGGCUAUGAGGCUGUUAAGAUGAAUGAUGAGAAUGAAUUCCUAUGGAGCAAAAAUUUCACAGAACCCAUCAGUUCUCAGAGAACAAAAGUAGAAACCACAAAGAACAGGUCAAUGCUCACCUUCACAGACCCAUCUGAAGAGGAUCUGGGUCUGUACACUGUGGAGAUGAGUCACAGUCCUCACCUGUCAUCUAGCUAUGAUUUUACAGCUGAAGACCUUGAACGUCUGAGAGAACUCAGCUGGCAGGUCAGAAAUCCACUGAUCGCGCUGAAGUCAGCUUGGCAGGUGGAGGUGUCUGAAAAAGGCAGCGUGCGUCUUUGGCUUCAAACCGAGAGUCUGAGUAGUUCUGCUGAGCUCCGUUUGGUUUUCAACGACCGGGAAAUCUCCAGCAGUCCACGCUGUAAGAUAAACUUUGAUACGGCCAAAGGUCUGGUGGAGAUACUCUUUGAUCAGCUCUCUCAGGAGGACGAAGGCUCGUACACCUGUCAGCUGAGGGACGGGCGUGCCAAGAACCAGUGCACUUUGGUGUUUGUGGAUCAAAAGUUUCGUGAGAUACUGGCAUUGGCUGACUGGAAUCGAUGGGACAUUCGGCGAAAGGCUGGACCUUAUUUCCAGGAACUCUUGACAUGGAGUGUGAACGAAGAUUGUGAAUUAAUUAUACAAUGCAAGGUGACAAACACGAGUAAGGAUACAUCCUUCAAGUGGUUUAAGGAUGGUGUGGAAAUUAAAGACUUUGCUUAUGAUCAGACAUCUGGGAUCUACUCACUCACAAUCCCACAGGUGACAAAGAAAGAGGCUGGUUUGUACAGAGCUGUUGUGUCGGACAGCCGAGGAGAGGAUGUCAGCACCUUGGAGCUACUGGACAAUGAGUAUGAUAAGCUUCUCCAGCUGCUGAGUGAACAAUGCGCAUUGUCAGCUGGUCCGCUACGGAUUGAGAGCACUGCUGAAGGUUUCAAGAUCUACUCCUCCCUCAGAUACUACAUUGGCUUUCUGAAGACAAGCUGGUACUUCAAGGGGAGGAAAAUUGACCAGGAGGCCAGGGCAAAGCCUGGCUGCAGCAUGCAGAAAGUCUGGAUUGAAAUCUUAAACCCAACAGAAAAUGACAAAGGUGAAUACACUUUGGAGAUGCUUGACGGCAAAGAGACGCACAAACGGUUUUAUGAACUAUCCACAGACGCGUUUGCUGAAGCCUUGCUGGAGCACCAAAGGUUGAAGCAACUGGCCAUUGCUGAGAAAAAUCGUGCCAAAGUGAUAAAAGGGCUUCCAGAUGUUGUAGCCAUCAUGGAAGGCAAGUCUCUAUGUCUGACAUGCUUUAUUGAUGGCGACCCAGCUCCUGUGAUCUUCUGGCUUCGCAAUGAUAGAGAAAUCCUUGAUCAGACUCAGUUUACUAUCACUAAGGAGUCCAAGCGUACCUCCAUCACGGUCAACAAGGUGACCAUGGAAGAUUCUGGAAAGUACAGCAUCUUCGUGCGCAACCAGUAUGGCUCUGAAACUGUUGAUGUGACCCUGAGUGUGUACAAGAAGGGCGAGAAGCCUCCAGCUAAUGCAGUGGAGAUGGGUUAAAAAUGCAAACUGGAGGAAUUUAAUGCUUCAAACGUAUUCAUACCCCUUGAACUUUUUAUGUAGUUUGUAAUGUUGUAAACAGUCAGUCAGUCAGUCAUUUUCUACCGCUUAUUCCAUAGUGGGUCGCGGGGGAGCUGGUGCCUAUCUCCAGCAGUCUAUGGGCGAGAGGCAGGGUACACCCUGGACAGGUCGCCAGUCCAUCGCAGGAUGUUGUAAACAUCAUGUAUGUAUGUUAUUAGAGCUUUAUUUUAUAGACCAACAGAAAGUAGGGCAUAAUGGUGAUGUGGAAGGAAAACGAUACACGGUUUUCAAAACUUCUUUACAAAUAAAAGUGUGGCAUACAUAUGUAUUCAGCACUCUUGGGUCAUUACAUUGUAAAACCACCUUUAGCUGCAAUUAAAGCUGCAAGUGUCUUGGGGCCAGCUUUGCACGUCCCUAUCUUCUUUGGAAAUGAUCUGUUAGAUUGGAUAGAGGCCAUCUGGCAACAUCAGUUUUCAAGUGUUGCCACAGAUUCUCAUUUGGAAAUACCUCUGAACCUUGGGCCAUCCAUCAAUAAGCUUUGAUUUAAACCAGGGGUUUCAAACUCCAAUCCUUGAGGGCCAGUGUCCUGCAACUUUUGAAUUCGUCCCAUGUCAAAUACACCUGAAGCAAAAAGAUGAAUUACCUCCUCAUGCAAUCAGGUUCUACAGAUUCCUGCCAAUGACCCUAUUAUGUGACAUUGGCACAGAGACACAUCUAAAAGUUGCAUAACACCAGCCCCUGACGACUGGAGCUCAACACCUGUGAUUUAAACCAUUCAAUUGUAUCUUUUUUUUUUCCCAAUAUCAACGUUUAUGUAGCUCUACCCAUCUUCCUGUCAGCUCUCACCAGUUUCCAUGUCAUUGUUGAAGAAAUCAUGAACACAACUUGAUGCUACCAACAUCAUAUCUCACCCUAGGGAUGCCGUAUUCAAAGUGAUAUUCAGUGUUAGUUUUCCACCACACACACAUUUUGAAUGCAGGCUAAAAUAUUUUGGUCGUGUUUGCAGGAUUUUUUAGGGCUUUUUUUGAAAAAUGUUUUCUUGUAACUUUUCAAUAAAGCCCAGUUGCGUGAAAUGCAUAGUGGAGUCAACAGAUUUUCCCAUCUGAGCUGUGGAUCUCUGCAGCUCCUUUGCCUGUCAGUUUUAGUGGACACCCAGAUCUUGGUAGGUAUGCAGUUGUGCCAUGCUGAUUUAUAAUUAUUAUUAUUAUUUAUCAGUGUGUUAUUCCAGUUGCAGUAUGUCAGAUAUUUUAGUUCUAUUUUUAUUAUUUUAAAACAGUUCAUGUAGCAUAAGGCACUGAGUAGCUACAUGUAUUUUCCACAGUUUAGUGCUGGUGGUACAACCUCACUUUUUCCUAACAAAACUCAAAUGACACAAGCCACUAAAGAAGACAGCAUUAUUAUUGUUUGUUUGUGUGUUUGUGUGUUUGCUGUUGUUUUGUUGUUUAUGUUUGUGUUGUUUAUUUGAGUUAGGUUUUAGGUCGGGUUAGCUAACAAAGUUUUACAGUUAUUAUUUACCAGACGCUAAGAUAAUGCUUCAUUAGCUAAGAAAAUUUUUUGUUUUUUUGAGAGGGGGAUUUGUUUAGCUUUAUAUUACUUCAGAAUAGCAGACAAAUAUCUUAUUUGGUCCUUCAUUGCUUAGUAGAUUGUUAUAACUCUGUUGCGUUAAUGUUGCUUUUAGUUUGAAGAUAGAGCUUUAGGCCUGGGUUUUUAGUUAAACAUAUGUAUUGUUUGUCUGUGUUGUUGUCAAUAAAGCUAUUCCCAAAUA
Molecule: messenger RNA, 6247 nt
Organism: Girardinichthys multiradiatus
Lineage: Eukaryota; Metazoa; Chordata; Actinopteri; Cyprinodontiformes; Goodeidae
Gene: myom3
Product: myomesin 3
Exons: 37
Coding region: 178-4461 (1427 amino acids)
Molecular function (GO): protein binding
Source: RefSeq, a predicted model, not a curated record